Agelaius phoeniceus (red-winged blackbird) is the source of this 2426-nucleotide messenger RNA. It is a transcript of the gene AMIGO3, whose product is annotated as adhesion molecule with Ig like domain 3. The record is from RefSeq and is a predicted model, not a curated record. Lineage: Eukaryota; Metazoa; Chordata; Aves; Passeriformes; Icteridae. Gene Ontology annotation, biological process: brain development. Gene Ontology annotation, cellular component: membrane. Gene Ontology annotation, molecular function: protein binding.
AUGUCCUCGCCGGCGACCGCGGACUCGGUCUGGCCGCGGGUGGCAAAGCUGCUCCUGCUGCUGCUCCAGCUGUGCGCCCCCCGAGCCUCCCCGCAGCCCCGCCGCUGCCCCGACGCCUGCAUCUGCACCUCCGACCUGCUGAGCUGCAGCCGGCAGAUGCUGCCGCGGGUGCCUCAGGCACUGCCGCCCACCACCACCACGCUGGACCUCAGCCACAAUGCCCUCACCCUGCUCCACGACCACUGGCUGGCUGCCCUCCCGCACCUCGAGGCCCUUCACAUCAGCCACAACCAGAUUCGGGACCUUUCUCCGCGGGCUUUCCACAACGCCUCCUUCCUGCGGCACCUGGACAUGUCCUCCAACCACCUGCAAGCUGUGGAGAGGCACUACUUCGAGGCGCUGGUGAGCCUGGAGGAGCUGCUGCUCUACGACAACCACAUCAAGCGGGUGGAUGAAAACGCCUUUGCCAAGCUGAGUGACCUGCGGAAGGUCUACCUGAGCUGGAACAACCUGACCACCUUCCCCUUCCAUGCUGUGCAGGGGCUGGGAAUCCACAAGCUCCGCACGCUGGACCUCUCCUCCAACAGCCUGAGCAACAUCCCCGUGGAGGUGCUGGCAGCUCUGCCUGAAAACGUUGGCAAUGGCUUGUACCUGCACAACAACCCCAUCAGGUGCAGCUGCCAGCUCUACCUGAUGCUUCAGCGCUGGAAUCAGAGAGGUUUCAGCUCUGUGAAAGAUUUCUCUGAGGAACACACCUGCAAGGUGUCUGACAAUGUGCCCCGGUCCCUGAUCAAGUUCCUCAAGCACAGAGACAUGUUUGAGAACUGCUCGGCGAGCACCGAAGAUGCGCACCUCUCGCACCUGGAGGUGGUGGUGGGCCAGCCUGUCCUGCUCACCUGUAACACCAGUAACAGCAGCCUGCCCCACGCUGCCACCACCUCCAUGUGGAUCACCCCUCACCACGAGCCCAUCAAACACCCAGGGAACAGCAAUCGCUCCCUGGAGGUCUAUCGCAAUGGGAGCCUGAGGAUCGCCGCAGCCAAGCCCUGGCUCUCGGGGGUCUACGUAGGCUUGGCCAUGAACAGCCCCUACAACUUCAGCAGGAUGUGCGAGUUCAACGUGACCGUCCUCUACCCCAAGGCAGCUGGGGAGACCUUCAGCACUGGCCUCACGACCCUGCUGGGCUGCAUCGUGAGCCUGGUGCUGGUGAUCAUCUACCUGUACCUGACGCCGUGCCGCUGCCUGGGCUGCUGCAGGAAGCCGGCCCCGCCAAGCCCCCCGCAGGAGUGCAGCGCCCAGUCCUCCAUCCUCAGCACCACUCCCCCUGCCACCGACGGGCCGCACCGCAAGGCCAGCGCCAACAAACACGUCGUCUUCCUCGAGCCCAUCAGGGAGACACAGAACGGCAAGAUCCGCCUGGCCCUCGGCGAGGACUUCCCCGACCCCAAGCACCCCAAGGUCCUGCAGCUCAAGUCGGACUCAGAGUCCAUCAGCUCUGUCUUUUCUGAUACCCCCAUUGUGUCUUAGUGGGACAGAGCUGGAGCAGAGCCGAGGCCUCCUGAGAGCUGGUCUGCUCCAUCGCUGCUAGAUCAGGAUUAUUGGGCAUCCCGAGUUCCUGGCUUGACCACGACCCAUGGGAGCGACUGACAUCACCCACUACUGCUUCAGCCACAGGCUCCUGGUGGGUUUUGGGCCACGGGCACAUUGGUGCCCAGCAAGAGCACCUUGCAUAAUCUGCUGGCAAUGGCCUUGUUAGCAUGUGGGUAACGCUGAUGAACCCAGCAUGUGGAGAAAUAUCCCUUCAUUUGGGCACCCUCCCUAAUGUGACACCAGGCCUGGGGGGUCUCUCAUGUCCCCAGGCAUGAGAUGCCCAACCUGACACCACUGCCACAGACCCCAUAGGCCAAGGAAUAGCUGUGACAAGUGGGACACUGUCCUGGCUCAUGCCAGGGUCCUCAGGAUUGGUGAUGCCACCGUCCUCUCCCAGCACACGCCAUCAGCAUGUCAUGGCUGGGAGCAGGGGACUGUGACCCUGUCACAAAUGGGGGGUACACACCCCCACAGCCCUCCCCAAACGUGGCCAUGCAGGAGGGAAGGAGCUCAGCACCCGACCAGCCACGCAGCCAAGCAAACCUUCCAAGCUUUUGCUUCCUGAGAAGCUGUAAAUCGUCCAGGCAGGACAAGGUGACGAGCCACAGCGCCCCAGCCCGCACUGCUCAGAGCUCACCGUGCCACCAAGGACACCGAGGUCCCCGAUGCGCCACGCGCUCCCCCGCUGCUUCUCCUUGAGGCGGACAUGCUGCUCGAGCACAGCUAUUUAGGCAGUAACCCAAUCAGCCUAUCGAUAAAUGUGAGUAAUCCUCCCCUCUCCUGGGUCGUAAUUCUCUAGUUCCAUUGGAAUAAAAAUGCCUAUUUUUUUAAGCUCA